This is a messenger RNA of Dissoconium aciculare CBS 342.82, 2070 nucleotides long. RefSeq lists its product as uncharacterized. Gene Ontology annotation, molecular function: pre-mRNA 3'-splice site binding; poly-pyrimidine tract binding. Gene Ontology annotation, biological process: mRNA processing. The coding region runs from base 134 to 1924 and encodes 596 amino acids. Lineage: Eukaryota; Fungi; Ascomycota; Dothideomycetes; Mycosphaerellales; Dissoconiaceae. The transcript has 2 exons. The record is from RefSeq and is a predicted model, not a curated record. Gene Ontology annotation, cellular component: U2AF complex; nuclear speck; U2-type prespliceosome.
CAACAAAAGUCACUUUUUUCCAUAACGACAGAUCACACGGUUUUCAGGAUCGCAGCUAUCACGCCACGGCAGUCCGCCGCGAGACGGUCACGUAAGAGCUUGUAUUGUCGCGCAUAAUCGGACGAGGACCAGCAUGUCUGACAGGAGGCUGCAGGCGUCGCGCGAUGAUCGACGCCGAGACCGUGAUGGCGAUGCGCGCGGCGCUGAUGCGCGAGGAGAUCGCCGAGACCGUCGACGCUCACGAUCUCCAGCCGGAGGCAUCGUUGCUGGCCCUCAAAGCAGCAAUGGUGGCGGGCGCCGCUACGAGCGACGAGAAGAUGUAGACAGCUACUCAUCAAGUCGUGGAUACCGUGAGCGAGAGAGGGAGGAUCGUUACGGAGGUCGCGAAAGGAACGGCGGUGGCGAGCGAGAUUGGGGUCGUGACCGUGGCGCGGAUCGAGGCGCUGACCGGGGCGGAGAUCGCAGAGACCAGCGUCGCGGCGACGAUGAUCGUCGCCGGGAACCCCGCCGCGACCGUGACGACCUUUUCUCCGACAGGAGACGUCCAGGCCGCGAUGACCGAGGAGAUCGGGGAGACCGUCGUGAUGACCGCGAGCGGGACACUCGCCGUGACCGGGACGAUGAACGAGAGCUCGAGCGUCAGACUCGUAAAAGCCCAGAACCGGCUGCACGCAAGCCCAGGGAGCCAACUCCGGAUCUGACAGAUGUUGUGCCAAUUCUGGAACGUAAGCGUCGCCUGACCCAAUGGGACAUCAAGCCUGCGGGGUACGAAAACAUUACUGCAGAGCAGGCGAAAAUGUCUGGCAUGUACCCACUUCCGGGAGCACCCCAGGCACAACGACAGCCGAUGGAUCCCCAAAGACUUCAGGCAUUCAUGAACCAGCCAGGUAACCAAGCAAGCAAUACAGCUCUGAAGCCGAAUACUGCGCGACAAUCGAAGCGACUGAUGGUCUACAACAUCUCCGAGACAUUGACUGACAGCGGAACCGUGGACUUCUUCAACCUUCAACUCAAUGGUCUGAAUGUGACACGCAACAACGAUCCUUGUGUCUCUGCUCAUAUCAGCAAGGAUCGAUCGUUUGCAUUGCUCGAGUUCAAAUCUCCCGAAGAUGCAACUACCGCGAUGACACUACUCGACGGGGUAAACGUGGACGCUAGCACAGCCACCUCAAAUGGUCAUUCCAACGGGACAUCCGCAGGGCUUCGCAUCGAGCGACCGAAAGAUUACAUUGUGCCAACUGUUGCGGCCGACGCAGAGAGCGACAAUGGCACCAUUUCCAACGUUGUGCCUGACACGCAGAACAAGCUGGUACUGGCCAAUCUGCCAGUCAAUCUUGACGAGGCACAAAUUCUUGAAUUAUUGCAGAGCUUUGGCCCGAUGAAGAGUUUCGUCCUCGUCUCAUAUGGUGGCGAGGAUGUCAGCAGGGGUGUCGUUUUCCUGGAGUACAAAGACCCUAAUCACACCGACGUAGCGAUCGAAGGGCUGAGCGGGAUGGAUCUGGGCUCGAUGCCGCUGAAGAUUUCUCGUGCAUGCAUCGGAACCCAACAGGUUGGGGGUGAGAUGAGCGUCAACAACAUGAGCUUGAUGGCCGGGACCAAGUCGAGCGAAUUCGGCAAUGGCCGUGUGCUGUGCCUGAUGAACAUGGUCACUCCUGCGGAGCUCAUGGAUGCAGAGGAAGCUGAUGAAAUCCUCGAAGACAUUACUGAAGAAUGUGCCAAGUUUGGCACCCUUCUCGAGACGAAGAUGCCGCGACCUGUGGGUGGCGCUCGCCACGGUAGCGGUGUUGGUAAGAUCUAUCUCAAAUACGAAUCUCCCGAAAGCGCCGCCAAGGCGCUCGCAGCGCUUGCUGGUCGCAAUUUCUCUGGACGCACGGUGGUCGUAACCCAUUACCUCGAAGAGAACUUUGACCUGAACGCGUGGUAAGAUCAGAGAUGGAUGCCAGGGCUGAGUGACUUGUUCUCAAAUUCAUGGUUGUACAAUACACUACUUCGUUCGAAGUAAAAGGGGCAAAGAAAUUCGUUUGUAAUCAGUAAGCAGAUUUGAGGUGCUCAAAACGGGAAUUGGUCAUC